Messenger RNA from Ceraceosorus guamensis, 1400 nucleotides. RefSeq names its product S-adenosyl-L-methionine-dependent methyltransferase. The coding region runs from base 330 to 1289 and encodes 319 amino acids. The record is from RefSeq and is a predicted model, not a curated record. The transcript has 4 exons. Lineage: Eukaryota; Fungi; Basidiomycota; Exobasidiomycetes; Ceraceosorales; Ceraceosoraceae. Gene Ontology annotation, molecular function: S-adenosylmethionine-dependent methyltransferase activity.
GAGAGAAGUCUCAUGGCUGGUCAGCCAAGCAUCAGCAUACGUCACUCGAAACUGUAGCUCUAGCUCGAGCGAGCGCCAACGUGCCUCUGAUGGGCCCGCGACGUGGUGUCUGCUGUUUGCGACGCUCAGACUCACGAUAUUGAAUGGACACGGUUGAGUGCCACGGCAAAGCGUAAGAAGAGCAACUUCAACUACACCUGCUCUCUCCUCCACCCUCCCUCAUCCAUCACUGCACUCCUCACUCAGCCUCUUGCAUCUCUACAGGCCUCACACCACUCCACUCACCCAUCUCCCUGCCCGCUCACUCGCACGCUUGCAUAUCAGCAAGUAUGUCCGCACUAAACACUCCAAGCGCAUCCGAUUGGUCCUCUCACAGCGUCAACUAUGACACGAGAUCGCACCCCGACUCUUCCAGGCCCAAUGCUACCUCCGAAGCCCCUACCCAGGGUAUGAUUCGUCGCGCAUUCAUCGACCACUUUCUACCCCUCAUCGAUCAGCUGCUAAGCUACAACCUCGACACCAACGAGGCUCGCGUUGCCCCUUUCAAGCUGCACGACUCCAUGUGCGGCACGGGUGCCGAACUGACCGCUUUGCUGGAGCAUUAUGCCGAGGGCAAGGGCCGCACUCUCGCUCGGAACGGCAAAUUGCAAAUCGUAGCCACGGACUUUGCGCAAGGUAUGGUGGACAGCGCCAAAGCAAAGGUCAAGCACUUUGAUCAAGUCGAGCAAAUGGUCGAUUUCGGCAUCGUCGACGUCAUGAAUGUGCCCUACCCUGACAAUCACUUUGACGUCGAUACGAUGAUCAUGGGUCCCGGUCUGGUUCCGGACCCGGACAAGGCGAUGGCCGAGAGCGUGAGGGUGCUCAAAGCAGGAGGUUUGGCCCUUUACGCUCAACCGUACGACAUUCAGGGCUGGGACUUCUUCAACGAGCCGCUGCAAACGCUCGGCUUCUUGUCCAAAGGUUCACCAAAGAUGCAAGAUCUGCCCAUGCUCGCCGCUUUCAGGGACGUGGAAGCCGUCAAGGGUCGGCUGGAGCGCGCAGGCCUACAUAAGGAUAGCAUCCAGCACGCGUUUUCAGAAGACUACUACACCUGCUCUGACAUUGUCAAAUUCACAUCCGACCUCUUUGCCAAUCCCGGCAUGCGCGCCGCAUUUUUACCUUUACUCAAUGAGGAUCAAAGAUCCCAAGUAAGAGACGAGGCUAUUCGCAUGGUCCACGAAAAGUAUCCGGAUGGUGUUGCGCGCCUCAAGCAUGUUGUCGCCGUCUGGUGGGGAUACAAGCCCACGUGAUCAAGACAUUCUGGGCAAGACGAGCCGCAAAUGGUUCUUCACGAACACAGCUUCCAGCUCCUGUGAAUGACAGAUUGAAUGAUAUUGUCCGAUUUGUACUGUAAGUGCGUA